Penicillium diatomitis is the source of this 1665-nucleotide messenger RNA. RefSeq lists its product as uncharacterized. Lineage: Eukaryota; Fungi; Ascomycota; Eurotiomycetes; Eurotiales; Aspergillaceae. The transcript is spliced from 6 exons. The coding region runs from base 1 to 1665 and encodes 554 amino acids. The record is from RefSeq and is a predicted model, not a curated record.
AUGAAGGCGAACGUUUUCACUCGCUGGGCUCUAGCCAGUGGCAUCCUUGCAACUUGUGUUUCAGCUGCGCAAAUCACCAAGAGCUUAUCCAAAAAUGCGCAAGACUUGUUCGACUAUUCUAUGCACGUGAAUGAUCUUCGAUUCGACGACUCAUAUAAACUCAUCUGGUAUGCCGACAAUGGCCCCUGGUCGACUCGAUUUACCGCAUGGUAUGUCGCGGGUCUGUUGUAUCGGAAUAAAGGCCAUGAUGUGGACAAUGCAAAGGCUGCUAUUGAAGCGAUAUUGGCAUGUCAGAUGACUGAGAGCUUCGACUCGGCAUGGUACGGUACUUUCAAGCUCUCCCCCGAUGAGCCAUAUCCCACUCCGGACUCCGAUCUGUAUCCUCCCAAGAUUUAUGACACAUAUGACCCAAACUGGAGAGAAUUCAUUGGAAGUCAGCUGGUCCAAGUUGUCGAAGAGUUCUCAGACCUUCUCGGAGACCAACUGGUGUCCCGCAUCGAAGACAGCCUAGAAUAUGCAGCGGUGGGAUCAAUGCGACGCAAUGGUUCAUAUCCAGAAGGCGACAACCUGACUCCGGCAUAUUCCAACCCAGCACUCAUGAGAGCUUGGUACGUCUCGUGGAUUGGUGCGCGACGACAUAACGAGACCUUUAUCAAGUACGCCAAUGAUCAAGCCGACGCCAUUCUGAACCUUUUCCAAUCCACAGGCUCAAAUGUGCUCCCCGAGUACAAUGCCCCGACCUACUAUGGAAUGGACGUCUGGGCGCUCGCGGGCGCCAUCAAGUACGCUCCGCGCAACGCAACCAUUGUUAAGAACUCCAAGACCAUGUUGACGGCAGUCUGGGCGGAUAUUGCUGCUCAUUACAAUCCGUACCUUUCUGUCAUGGCCGGCCCCUAUGACCGAGCAUAUACCCGCGACAUAGUCACUCAUUCUGCAGUCAUUGAUUAUUUCUGGUGGGCAUUGUAUGGGUAUGGCACGGGUCCUCAGCCCAACAAGAUGGAGACCGAUCUUCUGUACGACGUCGCGCAGGGAUCCGCUCUGGCUCUCGUCGUUGAUGUUGUCAAGUCGCACAUCUCUCCCUCGGACUCGACGUGGCUUCAAUCGAAGGGAGAAUGGACCGGCGAGCGCAUGAUCAGCAAGGAGAUCCCCGACGCACCUACUUUACACACCGAGCCCCGUACCGCAACCACCUGGAUCAGCUCCUCGCUUAUGAUCGGUGCAGAGAGCGUCAACGAGACCGUCAACCGCGGCGAACAAUAUGUGCCUGCUCUUGUUCAAUGGGCCGGUGACAGAGGCCACAAGCCUCAUCCCUACAUGACCUAUUUCAGCUUGUAUCCGACCGCAUCAACCAUUCAUGCCGUUGCUGGACCGAAUCAGCUGGAGAUUUCUUAUCCCAACACCACGCAGGAAGGAACGGAUAUCUUCACCUUUGUGCUGUCGCAAGUGCCUCCCAGCUGGACUCUGACGAAGAAAAACGUGGUGCGCGGGCUCGACGAAUUGCCGUGUCUGAACGCGAAGAUCAAUGCCACGGGGCUGGAGAAACAGCCUGUUGUUUACGGGUCGAGUACUCUCGGCGACAACCGGUUCUACAAUGUUUCCUAUGUUGUGCCUGCGGGCUUUGUGGGUACACCUAGUGUUUCGUUCCAGCUCAACUACACUUGUUAG